ACUUUAUGGCCAUGUUAUAAAUAAGUGGACCGACAGAUCAAAGUCUGGCAUACUUUGUAGACGGGAUUCAAUAGUGAGUACAUAUUUUACACGUGGAGUUUCUUAAGUUUGAACAUGUAGCAACUAGAAGAAUAUAAUGAUUACUAUUUAAAUAAUAUUUUGAUAAUAAAAAUUGAUUGAAAACAGAUUCAUUUCCAUUAUAGCGUGUUAUUGCUAAAAAUAAUAAAUAAGACUGGUUAGAUUACAGCGAUGAGAAAUUUAAAAGUCAUAAUUUCCUUAACCUGCACCUUCUCUCCUGGUCUCAACUCUUAGAUGUGGUCUAGUGUGGCAUUAGCUGCAUGCAGCGUUCUUUGUCUCUUGUUCCACUUGGAGAUGACUAGCGCUGCAGUGCCAGUUUGGAGCAGAGCAGUGAUGUUGAGAACCCUCGGCGUUAAUGCACAGAGCCCCGUAGAAGAACAGUCAGUGAAUUUUUAUCUCUAUACAGUUGGCUCGCAUACAUUUAUACGGGGAGAGAAAGGACGCCCUCCAUUGAACAGGAGUCAUUUAAAAAAAUCCAUCAUAAAAAAGUUUGAAUGAAUACAUAACAGCUGCUAAUUUAAAAAAAAAUAUUACAACUAUUCAUUUUACUCACUUCAAAAAUAAUCAUAACAGUGGGGCUUACUAAUAACACAUCCUUUUGUCGUGAAUGCUACCUCAAAAAUAAACACAUACAAUUUACUGACAAAUUCAGUAAAUCUUCACAAUAUGUACUAAAAAAAAUUAAAAUUAACGGACACAUUUUUAAAGUUAACUUUUUUUACCAAAGUUUUAUGGACUGUCCUAAAUUUACUCUGGUUUUAAUAAUAAAAUUAUUUUUUAUAAAAUGUAAAUUAUUUUUAAAAAAUUGUGCUUUAUUUUGGUUGCAGGAAAGAUAUCAAUACACUUGCUUAUCAACUAUGCAACAGAAAUUAUUCUUUCUCGAUUCUGUGUGUACAAAAAGUGAACCAAACUCAAUCAAUACCAAGAAAUGAAACUCAAGAUCGCCAACUUCCGACAAAUUUAACACUUAGUUCUCCAGCAACAACAUUGCUGUCAGCCACCGGGACACUACCAACAACAGCACCUACGACAUCAUUGCCAUCAACAACACGGACACAACCAUCAACACCGCCUACAACAUCAUUGCCAUCAACAACGCGGAGACCGCUGCCAACGCCAUCCAAUACAUCAUUGACGUCAAGCACAGGGACACAAUCACCAACAUCAUUGGUUUAUUCGGAUCUACCGCAGAGUUAUGCCCCCGCUUUCAUGACAGUGGAUCAACUUGUAAAUAAUGCAAGUAAGUUAUUAGAUGGGGGAAAACAAUUAAUAAAACGAUUUUUUUAAAGUUAUUCUCUUUCCAUUAUAGUGUGGUGUUUGCUUCAGCCCUUGUUACAUGAUAACUCUGUAGAUGGGUAAAUUGUAGGUGUAAUAGAAUAAUAUAAGCUUUCACUGUCCGAAAAUGUGGAGCAAUUUUCUUGAAUGUGACCCGUCCUAAUUGUUUCAGUGAUCGAAUAUAAUCAGUUGUAUAAGGGAAAAUGAUUUUCAAAAUUGUUAAAGAGAUGGAACCCACACCAUUCGUGUUUAAUUUUUUUUUAUUUGACCAGCCACAGCGUCCUCUUCUUAAGUACAUAUUUUAAGGUUUUUCCCUUACUAUUUAUUCGAGCUACUAGUUAGUAGCAGAGAUGAUCAUUCAUGAACGACUUCAAGAUGUUAUUGCUCAUUAUUUUGAAAGAAGUCAAUUAAAGACCCGCUAAAUUUUGAUGGUUGAACAUUGCUCACAAAUAAUCUUCUUCGCAGAAUUUCAACUUUUUAAUAGUGUUGUUCAAAAUGGAAAGGAGUGGGGUGGAUUGCUAAAUCAUGUUUCGAAAUUAUAAUUUAAGCGUGGAAAUUGUUGUAAAAGUAAUAGAUAGUGUUUAUUUCAUCUUUUAAUUUUGAAAAUAGUAAGAGGAUGAUUUGAUUUAAAACUUUAUAGCUUAUUAUUCAAAGAGGCUUUAGGGAAAAAAAAAUAGUUUAUAUGAAGAGCCGAUGUUUAAAGAUUCAGCAAGAAUAAAUCAUACGUUACUCCCAAUACCUCAGAUCUAACUUUACCCCCGGGACCAAACUCUGGAAAUACUCUGGUGGUCUUCUCCAACCAAACGAGGCGGGACUUUGACGCCGACGCUCUGAAGGCUGUGGAGUCCAUCCUGACAGCAAUAGUGCCUGGGACAUAUCGGACUAUAACCUACACUAACGGCUGUUGUCCUGUGUGAGAAUGACUUUUUUUAAAAAUAAAAUUAAUCUGCUGGAUACGUUGGACACACCUACCCAUUUUAUUUUAACAUGCGGGGAUAAAAAACUAUACUGAUUAUUGUCAAAGUUACAGAAACUACAACUACGCCGUGGUCGUAGAACGAUCAUGAAACUGGGUGAUCCAAGGAACACCCCCCCCCCCCCAGUGUUAAAUAAAUGUUAUUUAGGAAUGUUCACUUUCGUGUAAGUUGCCAGUAAAAAAUAAUUCCUAUAUCUAGCUCCUAAGAGUCCAGUCGCUAAGUUUCACUUCUAUUUCAGGUUACGUUUUUUUGCUGCCAAUGAAACAAUGAAGAACAUCAAUGGAGUCGACAAAAGAUUGGUUCAUUUUACCACCGCAAGUCCUCCAAAAUAUCAAUUCAUACAGCACGGUUUCUGUGCGUAAGUGCAGAGUUAAUUUCAAAUGGCUUUAAUUUCGUUAAAUGCGAUAUUAGAAUAGAUCUAAUAUUAUUUUGUUGGAAGGUGUAGAUUUUAAAAUGAUUAUUAAUUCAAUUCAAGAUGAACUUUAUAAAAAUGAAGGCGAUCUGUUUAGGUAAGGAGAGAUAAAAAUCCUCUAAUUUAUGAAACAAUAUCCUGCUAUAUUUUAACAAAUUUUAAAUGUUUAAAAAAAAAUUAUAAUUCACUUUUUAUUUCAUAAUAUAAUCAACGAAGUUAAAUUUUAAAGAUUUUAAGAGAGCUUAUCAAUUUCAAUAGUUCAACUCAUUACCUUAUAACCUAUAUUUGUAAUUGGUUUAUUAAAAAGUGUCAGCCAAAGGCGCGGAACCUUAAAGUUAAAACAGAUAAUAGAUAUCUCAUUUCAAUAUGAUACUUGUGUACUGAAAAAGAAUCUACUGACUAAUCCUUCAGAUUCUUGCUGUUAGCAGUUGGCGCAAACUCUAACGUUAUAGGACAUCGCUAGGAUGAGCUGCCCCCGGGGCGGGGCCUGAAAAUGGCGCCCAGCAAAUGAAAAAUGAUAUUCACAUACUAUACAGGCCUAUAUUCAUAUAGAAGGAUAAUUUAAUAUUUUGACGCAACACCGAGACUGGUAGUUGGGGUUGCAAUCCCUUUCGCCCCACCCCCUUUUUUUUCCGCACGACCACGAUUAACGUGCCGUUCAAGUUUUUUUUUUCUGAAUGAAAACUUUGCAAUAUCCGCGAUCAGUUAUCAUAGUAAAAUUAAUUUUAAACGGACAACCAAUGUAAUACUUUAUGUAAACUUGGAUUUGCAAUGAAUUGGAUUAAAAUAUAAAAUACAAUUUUAAAGAACUUGUGUUAAACGCGAGCAUUCCUAACAAGCAAUAUAACAAUAAAUGUAACUGUUUAUUAGAAUUGUUUAUGUUAAAUCUUGUCCUCAAUUACCAUUCACUGGUUUUGUUCCAGGCAGAGCUCCUACUCCACGAAUGGCCACUGCAUCCAGGGAUGGGUGACCAUGACCUUGUUGGUUUACGACCUUGACCUGUACCCACCUAUUACCUUUGACAUAUUCAACGUGCCAUCUUUCUGCAACUGCGUCCAUUAUUGAGGACAGCUCCGGUUAAACCACAUAGUGUAUGAAUAACUGGUGUCUUCUUGCUGCGUCUUUGACUAGUAACAUUUCAGUUAAAGCUAGUGUAACAUGUAAUUAAACAACCCCUAAAACAAUGUUUUUCGUACACAUCCUUUAGAUUCCUUUUUAUUAUUUUAUUUUCAUAUUAACAUUCUUAUGUACCACCCGAUUUUUCAUCACGGAUUUAUUUCACCAACUAUUUCAGAAAAUCAAAUGAAAAUAUUACGCACCAAGCUUGCAAUAUUAAAAAAAAAAAAAAAAAGAAUAUCAUUAGCGCAGUUAUAGGGACUUUUAUUUCGUCCCCUUGAAAGACAGGAAAAAUAGAUUUUGGGGGUUUGGGAAAAAAAACAAAAGAAAAAAAUACGCACCAAGCUUGCAAAAAUAAAAAAAAAAAAAAAAAGAAUAUCAUUAGCGCAGUUAUAGGGACUUUUAUUUCGUCCCCUUGAAAGACAGGAAAAAUAGAUUUUGGGGGUUUGGGGAGCAGCUAAAAAUUGUAUAGAAUGUGUUGUCAUCGGCAUCGAGUCUAUGUGCCCAGUUUCAGCUCGACGGGUUGACCGAAAGUGAGUCAAUUAGCAGUCCGAAUAUUUUUCCACCCAUCCAGAAACACACGAAAAAAAAAGUGAAGUUAAUAUGAAGGCUUAAAAAAAUUACGUUCACUAGUUUUGGCUUAACUUAGAACUACAAAGCAAAAUAGGAAAAUGUUCUUAAAAUAAAUUCAUGUAUACAGCUUUUACUUUCAAUAUAUACAUGUUUAUUAGUUUAUGUCACAUCUUUAUAAGCGUUUUGAUAAAAAAAAUAAGAAAAUACAUGAUAUAAUGUGUAAAGAAUUAAAGAGUAAGUUUAUAUCUAAAAUUUCACAGACUGGCCACCACCCUCCUUUGCUGUAAAAAAAAAAGGCUAGAGGCACUCAUGGCGUUGACGCAUGGUCUAUCCCCUCCGUCACACUUCACCCUCAACGCGCAUGCGCUGACAGCUCCAAUUUAGUUCAUAACCGCAGACGAAAAUUUGUACGAAAUAAAUUAGUUCAAAGGAAAAUUGUUCGACUGAAGUGGCUUCGAACGCAUGUUUGUUAGAAAUUUCGUUUUUAAACUGAGAUCUAUUAUUAUUUUUUAAAUGUUUUUUUUUUUAAAGGAAAAUGCGAGUGGGAUUUGGAGAAAAAAAAUGUCCACUUUCUAAAAAAAUAUUUUUGAUGUUGUUCCCCAUUUAUUUUAUCGUGAACAAACUUCUGAUUGAGCUAAUUUCAGCAUGAACGAAUUUCUUCAUCACAAAUUUGCGGUAAUCGUUCACAGCAGUUUUCAGAGUUUUUUUUUUCUAAUGCCUCAGACCAUUGGCAAGGUCUGAGGUUUGAUUCUUUAUUCGAGUUGGGAGAUGCUUCAUCGCUGUAUGCCAUGGAACGUGUUUUUUACGUGUGAUGGAGGAGAUAUGUCAUAGGAUUAUGCAGAGCCGGUAAAUACCAGAUAUGGCAUUAAAAAAACCAAAAAAACAACUUACAGGUCCGCUUUCGUAUUCUAAAUUAAACUGUUCUUUUGUUGUUUCGAUCACGUCAUUAAAACUGAUAACAACAUGUGU
Lymnaea stagnalis (great pond snail) is the source of this 5400-nucleotide messenger RNA. The record is from the annotation of a GenBank genome assembly. NCBI's taxonomy places the organism in Eukaryota, Metazoa, Mollusca, Gastropoda, Lymnaeidae.